AUGAUACGGAAUCAUUCCAUGUCAUCUUCAGCAGCCCCGUCACUUUUGGGAUCUGAAGAUCCCCUCAUGAUUAGAGAGUCAGAGGACCUUCUUUCCCAAUUUAUGAGAUCCUCCUCUCUUGAAUCACAUGACAAUCAUGCCCAACCUCAGAGCUUUCAAGAGCCGUCUGCCGGCUCGGUGGGGCACAGAAGAGCGUCACCAAAGUCCAGGGUGAAGAUUCCCAGAUCGAGGGUUCAGUUGCGCCCGGAAACUGAAGUGCGGGUGACGGUUCCGCCAACCCAGUUAUCUGCACAUUUAGGGCCUACUAGAAUUAAACGGGAGAAGCCUUCUCUUAUCUCCCAGGAAUCACCACCGCUCGCAAGAAGAAAGCCUUGCCAAUCUUCGCCACCUCUUAUUGACCUUUGUCAAUCUCCAUCAAUUGCCAGCGAGCAUCCUCAAUCGUCAUCGUCAAUUAGUGGGUCUCGCCAAUCCUCGUCUCCUGCCAGUGAUGACGAAGCUAGACAUAUGGUGGUCACACGACGCUCUCAACGCGCAAAAGGCCAGCCAACAAACUACUACAAGAAUCCCUACCAUAUUGAAAGUGAAAGUGAGGAAGAGCCACAAGAAGUACCAAGUCCAAGGGAACUACUGCAUCGCGGACGCCAUUCUUUGCAACCACCCUCCGCUUCUACCCCACCACGACUUCCUGUGCGCCAUGCUACUAGGAAAGAGCCACCCUCUUUAGGAACUUUUUUGCAACGGCGGGAACUAGGCUCUCGUUAUAAUAAUCAUAAUAAUCUCGCACUACAAUCGCAAUUCGAAAGCAGAUUCAGACCAUCAAAGACAUGGAAGGGAGCCUCUAACGAUGUCAUUACCCUAACAUGGUCACCUGAUGGGACCAAGUUUGCCGCGGGCGCUACUGCACACUGUGAUGAACACAUGAUGGCGUAUAAUAGAAAGAACAAUCUCAUACUUGGAAACCUGGUCAGUAACGAGCUGUAUGAGCUGCCAGAUCAUUGGAUGGCGCGCCCUCGGGGUAUAGGUUCUUCUGCGAACCACGUGGUCAACGAUCCCCGACUGUUUAUGAGCGUGAGUUCUGUGCAAUGGCAUGAAGAUACUCUCUACACCGCUAGUUACGAUCAUACGGUCAAGUUAUGGGAUACCUCAAGACGCAAGGCUAAAUGCUUCCAGACCUUGAAGCACGGAUCUCAAGUAAUUGUCAUGGCACGCUCGAAUUUUGAUGAGAAACUACUGGCCACGGGGACCCAUACAAUCAACUUGUGGGACACGAAGGCAGAGCAGUACAAGGAACUUGAGCUCCCCCGGGCACGAUCAAAAAAGGACAUCGAGUUGGUCCCAACGUCAAUAUCCUGGGGAGCCAACUUUGCCAUUAAAGACUUUUUGCUCGCGGGAAUGUCCGAUAAAGAAGACAGUGGCAUAGCUCAGCAUGGUCUCCUUGCAGCCUUUCGCGUCUGCGAAUCAUCAAUCCAUACCGAGAACUUUUCGCCUAAUUCUCAGAAUGUCUUUGACGUUGCGUGGCAUCCAGUGCUGCCAGUGUUUGCAACUGCUUGUACUGCUGGCCAACAGGCACCCCGUGGCACCCGGUCAGUCGUGAACAUAUACGAGCCUCUUAGGCAUAACCGGCGGGUAUUGGAUCUUGACUGCCCUGCUCAGGAUAUGAAUGAGGUGGUGUUUUGCCCUCUAAACACCAACUAUAUCUCCGCGAGUUGUACGGAUGGGGUUACUUAUGUGUGGGAUCAGCGCAAUCCUGGUGAAAUCCUUCAAAAGCUUGCACAUGGUCAACCUCUUAACCAGUUGGAUGAAACCAUCCCCAGGGAACUUGCCGAUACUGGCGUAACUCUGCACACGUGGGGCAACACAUAUGAUCAACUUUAUACAGGUGCCUCUGACGGUGUCCUCAAGAGGUGGAACAUUUUUCGAGCAUCCGAGGAUGCACUGAUGGAAGAUGUUGCUACUCUUCAAGAAGGCAUCAUGUGUGGAGCUCUUGCCCCAGAUAAAUCAAACUUAUUGAUUGGAGAUGUCUCUGGUGGAGUACAGCUGUUGUCAAGUUGUCCUUUUUCACUUAUGAAAGAUGAGCCGGGCAAGGACCAUGCAUUCACUUUUAUUGAAAGCACGCAUGAUCACUUGCUAGAUAUUGAUUCAGAUUCCGGAGUCAAGGCAGCGCGUGAGUUGAUCUUGACGGGCCAAAUCACUCGGCACCCCGUCUUUGGACCAGGCCAAGGACCACACUAUAAGGGGCCGUUUGCUGCCUGGGCACGAGCAGAAGGGACGCCCCCAGAUCAAAUACCAACGGCCCCUCUUGCAGAAAAGUACAGCAAGCGCCAGCUGGACCAGCCUAAAGAAGGACUACAACUCGAACUACACCCAGACGUCAAGGCCAACAUAGCCCUAGCGAAGAUACGGAAUCAAAGGCGAGGGGCUAAGAAACGACGGACACUCGAGGACAUGAAAAUCCAGAAAGAGUCAUUUAACGAGAACAAUAUCAUUGACCUGUGCAGUGACGAUGAUCCUAUUAACUAUAGGAUGAUCCGGAAGCGCAAGCAACAGAUACCAGAACCAGACACCCCCAUCAUCACAACUUUCGGCAGCGGUGUUAUCGAUUUGACAGGUGAUUCGGAGGAGGAGCCGAUUGUUAGCGUGGGAGAUGUGCUGGAUGACUUGGCUGAUGAUUUCUGGUGGCCCGAAAGUGGUAAUAUAGACCCGAAUUGGCCCAAGGAGCUAUAA
This is a messenger RNA of Aspergillus calidoustus, 2724 nucleotides long. NCBI's taxonomy places the organism in Eukaryota, Fungi, Ascomycota, Eurotiomycetes, Eurotiales, Aspergillaceae. The record is from the annotation of a GenBank genome assembly.